Nomia melanderi (Alkali bee) is the source of this 8069-nucleotide messenger RNA. It is a transcript of the gene Hcf, whose product is annotated as Host cell factor. The record is from RefSeq and is a predicted model, not a curated record. Gene Ontology annotation, cellular component: histone methyltransferase complex. Gene Ontology annotation, molecular function: transcription coactivator activity; protein binding. Lineage: Eukaryota; Metazoa; Arthropoda; Insecta; Hymenoptera; Halictidae. Gene Ontology annotation, biological process: chromatin remodeling; regulation of DNA-templated transcription.
AACGAAUGAACUAUACGUAAGUGCCUACAUCAAGAGAACAAAUUAAUUACCGGCUCUACCACCUACAAGCAUGGCGCUGCGAACUGACCAUUGAAUAUCACAACAUAAGAAAGAGCUUGAAUUUUCGCUGGUGACUCUUGGUAGUUGGAGUGGGGUGGAAAAGUAUUCUGAUCGCCAGUGUACAUACGUGUUGCGUUACAGACGUCUCCUGAUUCGUAUGGAAUUUUCGUAAUUUAAAACUCUUAUCGGGAAAUUAUCGCUGUGCGUCACGUUUCCAUGAACCAUUUGUUUGGACAGUAACGGAGAGGCGAUUCGUGAAAUACAACCGAUAAGGGAAGGUUAUAAUCGAAAAGUUCGGAUAUCGACGGUGUUGAGAAAAUCGAGAGUAGUACAUUUUCGUCAAGUGUGUGAACUUUCGAGUUUAUUCAAAUAGGGGGCAUACGAAUUGUGAAUAGUGAAGGUAUCGAGGUACCAAGAUAAGGAAGGGCGCACUAUCUCCGAAACCAUCGGGCGCCCUACUGCUCCAGGGGUAACUCGGUGGUUCGUAGUCGCGCGGUAUGAACAAAUGAUGUGAUCAACGGUCAUCAUGGCGGCACCCAUACUAAAGUGGAAGCGGAUCACAAAUACGACCGGGCCCCAGCCGAGACCCAGACAUGGACACAGGGCGGUCGCUAUUAAGGACCUCAUGGUUGUUUUCGGCGGUGGAAACGAGGGCAUUGUUGACGAGCUUCAUGUCUAUAACACGGCAACUAACCAAUGGUUUGUACCAUUGACAAAAGGUGAUAUUCCACCUGGUUGUGCAGCCUUUGGACUUGUUGUUGAUGGUACUCGGAUUUUGGUUUUUGGUGGUAUGAUAGAAUAUGGAAAAUACUCAAAUGAGCUUUAUGAACUUCAAGCAAGCAGAUGGGAAUGGAAAAGAUUAAGACCAAAACCACCCAAGCAAGGUCUUGUACCACGUCCCAGAUUAGGACAUAGUUUUACCCUUAUUGGUAAUAAGGUCUUUGUUUUUGGAGGUUUAUCUAAUGCAAGUGAUGAUCCUAAGAAUCAUAUACCAAAAUAUUUAAAUGAACUGUAUACCCUUGAGCUGUUCCUUGAUGGAGGAACAGCUUGGGAUAUACCAAAUACUUAUGGACCUGAACCACCACCCAGAGAGUCUCAUAGUGGAGUAGCUUAUACUGAUCGAAACACGGGGAAAACUAGUUUGGUCAUCUAUGGUGGUAUGAGUGGUUGUCGAUUGGGUGAUUUAUGGUUUCUUGAUAUUGAUACGAUGACUUGGAAUAAACCAGUGGUACAUGGACCUACUCCAUUACCACGUUCUCUUCACACUGCCACUUUAAUCGGUCAUCGAAUGUAUGUUUUUGGAGGAUGGGUACCACUUGUUGAAGAUGUUCAGGUGGCAACCCAUGAGAAAGAGUGGAAAUGUACAAGUACAUUGGCUUGUCUAAAUUUAGAAACACUGACAUGGGAGGAAUUAACGCUUGAUACUUUGGAAGAUAAUGUUCCUCGUGCUCGUGCUGGUCACUGUGCAGUUGGAGUGCAUAGCAGACUUUAUAUAUGGUCCGGUAGAGACGGAUAUCGCAAAGCUUGGAACAAUCAGGUUAUUGUUUGUUGCAAAGAUUUAUGGUACCUCGAAGUUAGUAAACCUCCUGCUCCAUCCAGAGUGCAAUUAGUGAGAGCUUCUACUCAAACAUUGGAAGUUAGUUGGACAGCAACACCAUCGGCUCAAUAUUAUAUACUGCAAAUUCAGAAAUACGAUAUGCCUCCAGCUACGACCGGCACCUUUCCUACAGUCAGUACACAAACCAGCACCGCGCCUACUACUGCACCAGCAGUGGUUACACCUGCAACUGUUCCUGUUACAUCUCCGCCCAUUACUACCGUUGCUGCUCUUCCAUCGACUUCAACUUCUGCUCGACCAUCCGUAGCACAAACUCCCGUACGAAUACAAUCAACUGUACAAAGCCCGGUUCAGAAACCAGUACCAUCACAAGCUGUAACGAAACCAGCUAGUCCAAUGGCGCCAAGAGUAGCUGGGAAUCUCAUUCGAAUUCGUUCACCAAUAGUUACUUCAGCACCGACGACGACAGAACAGACUCCAGUUUCUAACACAACGGUAGCAGGUCAAACACCAGCUGCUAUGUCAGGUAUUGCUGCUUUGGCCGCAGCGGCUGCUGCAACUCCAAAAAUAAGUAUGAAUAAUGUUCCAAUCCUUCCACAAACUACAGCUAAUACGAUUAGAAUGAAAAAUGCUCAACCUGGUCAACAAAUACGUUUCGCCGCACCUGGAGCAACAGUGCUAAGAACUGCGACUCCACAACAGAGUAAACAAAUAAUCCUUCAGAAGCCAGGUCAGAAUAUAUCUGGUCAACCUCAGAUUGUGCAUCUUCUUAAAACUGGGCAAGGAAUGGUAACAAGUAUGCCUAAAGUCAGUCUGAUUCCUGGUAAGACUGUUCAAGCAACAGGUGCGAAACCUCUAAACCAAGGGCCAACGAUAUUGAGAUUAGUAAAUCCUAAUACAGUAGCAGGAUCGAAAAUACUUACAACCAUGAAAACAUCUAGUAUUGUUGCCAUGAGCAAAGGUCAAAACAUCAGCGGCAAACAGACGAUAAUGAUUACAAAACCUGGAAACAACGGUGGUCUAGUUGGUCGUAAUCAAAUAAUCGUAGUAACAACAGGUUCCGGUUUAAGAGCUGUACAGGCUGUCACAACGUCUCAAGCUGGUAACGGGCAAACAAGUAACAUUACCACACCUGUAAAUGUUUUACCUUUGUCAGCUACUAAUCAUGUAACAAAUCAGCAAGGAGUGAAAAUGAUCGUCGUUUCGUCUGGAGCAAUGGGAGGUGGAACUGCCGGGAAGCCUAUUACUAUUACAGUUCCAGGCCAGGGUGGUGUACCAAAGACUGUAACGAUUGCUACAAAGGGAAACCCUCAAGCUAUUUUCAACACUGGAAAGAAUCAGAUUGUUACUGUGCCACAAAUACAGAAAACACCGGAAUCUGUCACGGUGUCUGGAAAACCUGUGACACUACAAAUGUCCGGAGGAAUAGGUGCGAAAACGGUUACCUUGAUGCCCACAAGUAGCUCAGUGGUAACUACUUCCAGCGCGUCGGAUGCGAUAGAUACUAGUAAAAUGUUAUUUGUUCCAUCACAAAAACAACCAUCAGCAACAUUGGCAUCUACAACUGAUGGUCCUGCUACAACUGACGCUGCAUUGGCUGCGUUAGCUGCAGAAGCAGGUUUAAUAGAUCCAGUUCAAGAGCCUUCUGGUAGUUUGUCUUUCAUGGUGGCUACGGAUGAUAGUGGCGCAGGAGAUGGUAAAAUAGACAAUAGCUGCAAUGGUAACGAAGCUACCACAGCGGCUGCUUUGGUAUCUCAGAUGGGAGCUGGCGAGACAAUGCAAGUUGUCGGCAAUGGUGACUUCGUGAUUCCUCAGAUGGAUGGCCCAGCAGAUAUUCUCUUAUCUGAAGAUGAAGAGAACGAGAAAAUGGAUUUAGACGAAGAUCCCGCGACUGAAGAUCAAGAAGAGACACCUGCCGUAGAGUCUGCAGAAAUGGAAGAAGAUAUUGGUGCUACAACUACCGAUGAUGUUCAUAUAGAAGAGAGUGAAGUGAAACAUUCAGAAACCUCAGAGGCUAUACCUGAAAUCCCUGUUUCAACUAGUACUGCGGAGGAACUGCCUUCAGAACCGGAACCCUCAGUUGACUCACAACCGGAUGAAAGUGAAAUACCUGUAGAAGCUACAAAUGAUCCGGAACCGACAAAUGAAAAUGACAUGCAAUCUGUAGCUAAUUCAUCAUCCGAGGAAACGCAUAUUAAAACUGAAAACGAUGACACGCCAGAACCCGUGGAAGCUCCGUCGGAAGAGACAUCUAUGCCAGACGCCAUAGAGCCGUCAGAGCAUGAUGAAGCCGAACAAAUUGAAAAUAAUGACAUAAAAGACUAUGAAAAGUCGCCAGCUCCUGAACAUUUAUCACCCGAAGAUAGUGUAUCACAGUUUUCACUAGAAGAUAGCCAAGACGCGGUAAAAUGUAAAGAUGAAGAUGCUGAGCCAGCGAUGGAUCUGCCCGAAGAAAAUUCUCCGAUAGAAAAAUUAGAAGAUAAUGACGAAUCCAUGGCCACAGACCCUUCAAUGACUCCCGCCGAUGUAAAUAUGCCAAUGGCAACCCCUAUUAUAACACCAGAUAUACAAGUAAAGUUAGAACAAUCCGAUGAGCCAAUGGAACAAGAGAAAAUAACUGAACCACAAAUAUCAUCUGCGAAUAGCGUUGCAUCUCUCGAGAAAGAGAUGGAUGUUCAAAAACCAAUGACCCCGAUCAAAAUCGAAGCGAAGGAGGAACCUAUUAAGAAAGAUAAUUUGAAGCAGGAUAAACUAAAUGACAGCAGAUCAGAAAGUGGGGAUGAUUCCACAGCAUUGACUACAUUGGCUACAGCUGCCUUAGGUUCAGCCGAACAACCAGUAAAGAUAAAAACAGAGCAGACUGAAGAGGAAAAGAAAGAAGCAGAGUGGUACGAUGUUGGUAUAAUCAAAGGGACGAGUUUUACUGUACAACAUUAUUAUUUACUUGAUGGUGAACCAAUAGAUUUAGAUAUUCCUGCAAAAUCGUUGAGUAUGGAUAUUUUCAAGGGAAGAACCAAGGUUGCUUUAGAACCUGGAACGGCUUAUAAGUUCAGAGUUGCCGCUGUGAAUAGUUGCGGGCGAAGUGCUUGGAGUGAGGUAUCUGCAUUCAAAACGUGUCUUCCGGGAUACCCUGGAGCACCUAGCGCUAUAAAAAUUUCCAAAUCUGCGGAGGGUGCUCAAAUUUCUUGGGAACCACCGUCUAGCAACGUUGGACCUAUUUUGGAAUAUUCUGUUUAUUUAGCUGUGCGGAGUGCUAGUACCGCGUUGAAUAAUGACGGGGAACCAAGAACAAUUCUGUCGACUCCAAAUCAGUUAGCCUUCAUUAGAGUCUAUUGCGGUUCGAAUAAUUCUUGUUCGGUGACAAAUAGUUCUCUUAGUUCCGCUCACGUUGAUACUACUACAAAACCGGCCAUAAUAUUUAGAAUAGCAGCACGAAAUGAUAAAGGAUAUGGACCAGCAACCCAAGUGAGGUGGUUGCAAGAUCCCACCACCGCUGUGAAGAGUAAUCCUCAGAUGAAGAGAUCUGGUUCGGACAUACGCUCACAGACAAACUCUCCUCCGAAGAAAAUGAAAAUAGACGCCAAGUGAUAACUUCUCGUGAGCCUGUUUUCUCAUUCCUCGAGAGAACAAAAGUUUUACUCAUUAUUUAAUUUCCGCUGGUACACACGCCUAACAACGAUAAUGAAAAACAGUGCAUCGUUCGAAUAAGCGACGUGAUAUAUGCGAGUAAAUGAAAGAAGUGAAUGCACGAUAAAGAGCGAUAGAAGAAGUGUCCACAGCUAGAAUGAGGUAUAAACAUAAGGGUUUAAAAAAAAAAGAAGUAUUUUAAGUGUUCUGUACGAGUACAAGAUCUUUCUGUACCGCGUUUUCUGACUCACCGUUAUUCUCCUAUUCCCUCGCGAACGCGCGACAUUUUUCUGUAAAGAUAACACGAGUACUGUUAAUAAAUGGUAAGGUGGUUAUUUUGGAGUUAAACAAGUUUUUUCAUGUUUAUACUGCUUUCUAUGAAUGUGGUAACAUAUCGAUGAUGGCUACACUUGCAUCACCUAUCAUGCCCAAAUAUUGACCACCUUCAUUAUUGUUUUCUAUUAAAACGAAUUGAAAUACUAAUAGAAAUUGAUAUAAAACGGUGAAACAGAAUUUCUAUUUCAUUUUUACGAAACUCUCGCUAAAAGUUUUGCGUAACUUUGUUUUAAAUUGAUCUACAUAUAAAAUUUUUAACGAAUUUUGAAAAUCUAGCAAACUUCAAGCUAUAUUUGAAUAUUCAUUGUAAAUAUUUGUUGAAAAUUUGGCUUAUAAGAAACUGCUUGAAAACUUAUAAUAUGAUGCAAGUGUAUGGAGCAGAUGAUUUGAUUAUACCAUUUUUUUCUGUAUAGAACAUCGGUGCUACACUUUAAUCUGGUUACUUUUGUUACUGCCAAUCGCAAAGAAAACAAGGAAUGAAUAAGAGAAAGAAGCACGUAGUGUAAAAUUCUCUUUGAAUGGAUGCGAUGCAAAUUUACCUUUGCAAUUUUGUUAUUGCUUUCAAUAACAAAGCAGAGACCUUUUGUAAAAAAAAGAACCUGGAAGAAAGGAAUAUAAGUUAGUAGAAUUGCACAUAUUGUUCGUGAAAAAAUUGUAACUUGAUUUCAAUGGCGUUGAUAUUUUAGAGAAUACAAAAUUUGAAGAAAGUUAAGAAUAUUUUUAGAUGGCAACGAAAUAAUUAUUCGAAUAGUAUAUCAUUAUAAUAUAUUAUGUCUAAUAUAAAGUUUAAUCUUUUAAGAUGCUAAGAAUUUAUAUAGGAAACAUAGAAAGAAUUUAUAUAGACAAAAUAAAACAAUCAUGCAUUAAUGCAUUAAGAAAGCAUACAUCUUUAUUUGUGUUGAGCAUAAUAUAUUUUAAUUAAACCAUUUAGUAGCUUUUUAACCCGAGGUUGAAGAAGCUAUAAAUAAAUUUACGAAAAUUAUCUUGGUCGCUUAAGGUUUUAUUGAAAUGCAAUAAUUUAAGCGCACAUUUUACUUUUACAUUAUGGAUACACACUUUUUUUUGUUGUUUGCUUGUAGCUUAAGCAUUAACACAGCAUUUUAAAUGCUUAAUAUAUUAUGUUAAAAUUUAUAUUAACAAUACCAUUUAUGGACUGGAAUAUUCAAAAUGUGUUAAAAAGAUUAAACGAUUUUGAGAACUAAUAACUUUGCAUUAAUUUAGUGUACAAUUUUAACAGUAAUUUAACUGUGCAUUGAACAUAUGCUCAAUAUAUAUCGGUAUGAAAUUAAUUCUCUAAAUAUGUAAUAUUAACAAUGUAAUAAGACACUUGAUCUAUUGAGUAUGAAAAUCGUUUGUACAGAUAAUUGAUAAAAGUUAUUAGUUCUUUCAUAUUGUUUUGUAAAUUGGGUUGACAGGCAAUGACACUAGACCAUACUGGAACAUUCAUCCAUAAUUAUUAUAAUACUGUGCAGAUAAAAUAUUGUGAACUGUACGUACAUGAAAUACGAUAUUCUGUUCUUUGUAAAGUAAUUCUUAAAGCAUGUACACUUUUCAUGCAAUAUCCGAAUAUAUUAAAAGAAUCUAUUAAUAAAUAUAGAAAAACAUCUUACAUGAAAUACUCGUUAUUUCAUCAUAGUGUUACUCAUAAAAACAUGUUCUUACACGAUAGAUAAAAGAAACUCUAAAACUGUAACUAUACUAAAAUUAAAAGACAGAAAGAAAAGGUACAAAUUUAAUUUUAACAUUUAUAUAAGGGUGUCAUAAUCUGUCUUCUGCACAUAUAUCAGACACGUAUAAAAGAAAAAGAACAAUUAAUUAAUUUGGGUACAUUGAUAAUUAUGAUGAGAAAAAUUUCUUUUCACGCGUUUUAGGUUCUCUUUAAUUUUAGUAUAGAAAGUUUUUGUUUGUUAUUCAUUACUAAUUGUUUUAAGAGAACAAAGAUCAUACAAUACAAUAUCAAUUAAAAUUUGUCUAGAAUAAUGUAAAUAGAAAUGAAUAGAACAUACUGAAGGGUUUUCAUCAUAAUAACAAAUUUGUAAUAUUGUAGUUCAUUUCUUUCCAUUCGAAUUUCGCGUUACAUUUCUAUAAAAUAAAUAUAACCCUUGGCAGUAACGAAAGCAAGUAUUAAACACACUCGGUUAGCUUCUCUCUGAUUUACUUAAUUGAACGAGCAAAGAAGUCUUAUAAUUAAGACUUUUGUUCUCUUACCACAUACAAAUGUUCAAAUGAAUCGAUAUGAUUGGUUUCACUAGAAUUUAUAUAUCUUAAGUUACAAAACCGCGUUCUGUGAUGAAACAUUGGAGAAAAAAAAGUAACACAAUAUCGGACCACGAUUUUAUUAUAGACUCUUUUCCUACGUGAUUAGAACUUUAAAAAAGAAAAAGCCUUAGUACGCUUACAAUUUGCAUGGACAUACGUGAAAAAUCAAACGUAUAAAAAGUGAAUUGUAUGCAGUAGAGAAAAUUUAAAAAAAACGAAAAAAAAAGAA